Rosa chinensis is the source of this 550-nucleotide messenger RNA. Its product is annotated as glutaredoxin-C11. The record is from RefSeq and is a predicted model, not a curated record. NCBI's taxonomy places the organism in Eukaryota, Viridiplantae, Streptophyta, Magnoliopsida, Rosales, Rosaceae. The transcript has a single exon. Bases 116 to 424 code for a protein of 102 amino acids.
CCGAUCAAUCCCAACAAUCUCCACAACCAAGCCUAGCUCAAUUACUCAUCAUCUGACAUUCACACACAAAGCUUUCUUGCAUUCCAAGGAAACCAACCCACCAACCAUUUUUGUAAUGGAGAGUGUUAGAGAAUUGGCUUCAGAGAAGGCAGCAGUGAUCUUCACCAAGAGCUCAUGCUGCAUAUGCCACAGUGUCAAGUCGCUUUUCUACGAGCUCGGUGCAAGCCCUGCUAUUCACGAGAUUGAUCGAUACUCAAAUGGGAGGGACAUGGAGUCAGCGUUAAGGCAGCUCGGGUGCAACCCUUCUUUCCCUGCUGUGUUCAUAGGUGGGAAGUAUGUAGGCUCUUCAAAGGAUAUCAUAUCCCUCCAUGUUGAUGGGUCUCUAAAGCAAAUGCUCAAAGAUGCAAGAGCCAUCUGGUUCUAGCUAUCCAGCUAUGUGUUAUACUAAUUACACAGAAACCAAGCUAUAUGAAUAUGCUUGUUAAUGUGCUGUUAAUUAGCUCUGUAUGUAAACACAGAAACUAGCCCCAGUACCAUGCUUAUUACGGAA